AGCCAAGCUGUGAUCUCAUGCUGCCCAAAUAAAAGGGGAGGGUGAAGGGGGGACGGAUGUCGGGUAGGGAUGAGUCAGGGCUGAUUUUGGGUGUAGCUGCUGCUUUCAUGUGGGAAAAAUGCAACCACCAGGAAGCCUGACCACUGUGCUGCAGUGCUAGGAAACCUUGAGCUGGGCAUUGCUGGGAGAGCUCAGGGUCUGUUUUGGGUACAGACCCUUGGGAUAGAUGGAGAGGAGCAUCUUCUGUUGCUUUUUAGCCUGUUCUGAAGUAGCAGAUCCCUGUUCCCUUCUUGCUCACAGUGGUUUGAAGUGGGGGCCCUUGGGAGCCUGCAGGGUGAUUGCAUUGACCAAAAUGGGGCUUGGAGCAAGGGGAGCCUCCUAGAACAGGAUGCACAGUUCUGUUUCCCAUCCGGGUGCUGUUUUUUGCACUGUGCAUGCCAAGAUCGCUGUGUCCUCUGCUGGACAGACAGACAGACGGACUCUUGUCUGUGUUUGUGUGCGAUGAGCUUCCUCCAGUCCUGGAGAUGCACCCUGGGGGAGGGAGCUGAUAAGGGAACCCAGAACACAGCCUCAUUGUGUGGCCUUGUUUUGCUGCUUGCGCCAUCCCAACCCCAAAGUGACAGCGGUGAAGCUUCUGCCGUGGCUUUGCAAUGGGAAGGAUGAGGCUGGGGGGGGGUGUCAGUGUGGGGAGACCCCCCUCAAUGCUCUCCCACAUCAUGUCAUCAUCAGCCCCAGAGCCAGAGACUCCAUGCAGGGAGCGUGGGUUUGAUCAGAACCGAUGGCUAUAGGAGCAAAGAGCAGAAUCUCAUGGGGAGCAGCACUGAGGGGCUCUCUGCCUACGACAGGGGGGUGAGGAGCCCUGCAUGGUGCUGACAUUUUCCCUGCAUUCCCUUACUCUUGUGGCCUGUGAAUAAAGGCACGCUUGUUAGCUGGCGAGAGCUGUGUUUUGCCGAGCAGAACAAUACAGAGAAAGAUGCCCACAAUGGGAAAUUGUGCUUCCUCCUCCCCUGUGCGUUCCUCGGGGAGGUGUUAAAAAAAAAAAGAGAAAAGAAGAAAAAAAAGGAGAAGAAAACGGGAAGAGACGGGCACAGGGCAAAGAGUGAGAGCACAGAGAGCACAGCCAACACUAACCAUGGGAGCAGGACGUGGGACCCUGCCCUAGGGUGGUGAUGGUGACGGUGACAGCAGUGUUGGCAGGACCCAGCUGGGAGCACCCCCCGUCCUUGUGCCCCAUGUCCCCUCUUCUCAGCAGCAUCACAGCGCAGGUUUGAGCUUUCCAGAUCCCUUCAUCCUGAGAUGGGGUGGCUGUGACAGAGCCAGGACGCAGGCGGUGGUGGAUGGGCUCAGCAAUUCCACUGGGGACGGGCAAACAUUGAGAUGGUUGCUCUCCAAGUCCCUGCUGCAUCCCCCGGUCUGUCCUGCUGCAUGGCCCUGACCCCUUCACUCCCCCCAGGCUUUCUCCAGUCCUUAGCUCUAAAGAUGCAUCGGGUUCUGCUCACAUCCCUCUGGCUCCUGGCAGCAUCUCCAACCUCCAGCAUCUUCCAGAAGCCAACAGGGAGCCCAGCCACCCCACGCCUGCAAUACCUGCUGGAACCCCUGCACACCGCAGUGCACACGCAGCGGGGUGCCACAGCCACGCUGCCCUGCGUGCUACGCGCCCUGCCCCGCAACUACCGGGUGAAAUGGAGCAAGGUGGAGCCAACCAACUAUGGGGAAAACGUGAUCAUCAUCACCAACGGGCUGUACCACAAGAACUAUGGGCCGCUGAGCCCCCGCGUGCGCCUGCGGCACAGCCACCGCUAUGACGCCUCGCUCACCAUCACCGACGUGACCUUGGAGGAUGAAGGACGCUACCGCUGCCAGCUGGUCAACGGGCUGGAGGAUGAGAGCGUCUCACUCACACUGCACCUGGAGGGUGUUGUCUUCCCCUACCAGCCCAGCAAUGGGCGCUACAGAUUCAACUACCAUGAAGCCAAGCGUGCAUGUGAGCAGCAGGAUGCCCGGCUUGCCACCUACCAGCAGCUCUACAAAGCUUGGAUGGAGGGCCUGGACUGGUGCAACGCAGGCUGGGUGCUGGAUGGCACCGUGCAUUACCCCAUCAUCAACUCACGGGAGCCAUGCGGUGGCCGCCUCCUGCUGCCAGGCAUCCGUAGCUAUGGGGCCAAGGACAAGCAGCGGGACCACUUCGAUGCCUUCUGCUUCACCUCUGCACUGCAAGGUGAGGUCUAUUUCAUCCGAGGCCACCUGAGCUUCAAAGAAGCCGGGCAAGCGUGUCGCAACCACGGUGCUACCAUUGCCAAAGUGGGGCAGCUCUACUCAGCGUGGAAGUUUUUGGGGUUGGAUCGCUGUGACGGAGGAUGGUUGGCAGAUGGAAGUGUGAGAUACCCCAUCACCACCCCCCGGCAGCGCUGUGGGGGUCUGCCAGAGCCUGGUGUCCGCAGUUUUGGCUUCCCCAGCAAGGAGCUGCGGAUCUAUGGCACCUACUGCUUCACAGGGACAUAGGAAGGGUGGGCAGAGGCAAAGGGGUGGCACCAGCUCUUGACACCUGAGUGGUGAGCUCGAGGUGGGACAGGGGUCUCUGGGGCAUGUUGGGUGGUGCUUGCAUCCUCUGAUCUUCAGUAAUGAGGCUGAAUUUGGGGGAAUUUGUGCAUCCCCUCUGAUGGGGCUGAAUUUGGGUUGUGCAUUUAACGGAGUUGAUCCCUGCACUCAGAGUUUUGUAGGCAUUCAAGGUUUGAUGGAGAAUCCAGAGCCAUUUCCAUGCCAGGAAUUGAGGAGGUCUGGUCCAGCCCCCGGUGGGCACAGCAGGCUCCCUGAGGCCCCCAACUUCAAUGCGCCCCUGGCCCAGGCCUCGCUUCCUACAGCCAUGCAGACUUUGGCUGGUGCAGGCUUGCUGGAGAGCCAGGCAUUAACGAGUGUGACUAAUGGAGUUUCGCUUUCUCAAUUAAUAAAGCGACAGUAAAGCUGC
This is a messenger RNA of Coturnix japonica (Japanese quail), 2965 nucleotides long. It is a transcript of the gene HAPLN2, whose product is annotated as hyaluronan and proteoglycan link protein 2. Gene Ontology annotation, molecular function: hyaluronic acid binding. NCBI's taxonomy places the organism in Eukaryota, Metazoa, Chordata, Aves, Galliformes, Phasianidae. Gene Ontology annotation, biological process: skeletal system development; cell adhesion; positive regulation of neuroblast proliferation. The record is from RefSeq and is a predicted model, not a curated record. Gene Ontology annotation, cellular component: perineuronal net; synapse.